AUGAACCAAAUUAAGUUUGAGAGCCUGAACAUUUCUAAGGAAGAGUUGAGAAUCUCAAAUUGUUUACCAGCUGGACAAUCCUUUUCUUGGAGAAAAGUGUCAAAUAGCUCUUUUGUUGGAAUUCUUGGGCACAGAGUAUUUGAGCUUAAAGAACUUGAAAAUGAUACACUUUUUAGAUGCCUUCAUGAUGGGUGUAGUCAAGCAAUCAAAGAUGAACAGUUAGAUAAUAAAGAGAUUGAGAAUAUUCCAUUGAAGAAAAAUAGGGUAAUUCAAGAUGAUGAAAAAGUACCAGUAUCAAAUUUAGAUAAUAGUCUAUUAAAAAAAGAGGGUUUGGGUAGUAUAUCCACAUUUUAUUGUUGCAAAUCAACUCCAAAUGAACAUAUCAGACAUUACUUGAAUUUGGAUUUCAACUGGGAAAAUGAAUCAAAAAUUGCUGAACUUGAAAAUUCAAUACAUUCGCUUUCUGAGGCUUAUAUAAAUUGGAAUAAAGCAGAUUCCUGUAUAUCAUCUUCUCCUAAAGGAAUUCGACUUUUGAAUAUUGAUCCAAUUGAAGCUCUUUUUGUUGGCGUAAUUACUGCAAAUAACAAUAUCUCAAGGAUUACAUCCAUAGUAAAAAAUAUUAGAAGAAAUUUUGGAACAUUCCUGUGCAAUAUGAGUGACUCUGAAAUAGUUUCUUCUGAUGAAAUUGAAAGUAAAAUAGAUAAAGAUUAUCAAUAUUUUUCAUUUCCAAGCUCCUUACAAAUAUUAAAUAACGCUUCAGAAGAGAUAUUAAAAGAACAAUGCGGAGUGGGAUACCGUGCAAAGAGUAUUAUUUUAAUUUCAAAAGAACUGAAUCAAAUGUUUAAGAAUGAUGGGUUGUUUGUUGAUUAUAUUAAAUCAUUGGAUUACUCGAAGGCCACUUUAUUUCUUCAAAGGUUCCAUGGGAUUGGGCAAAAAGUUGCAGACUUUGUGCUUUUGUCUGGGUUUGGAUUUUCUGCUGCUGUUCCAGUAGAUACUCACAUUCUCAAAUACAUCUGCAAACAUAUGAAAUGCCUUAAUAAUUCUUCUUCAUUAAGCAAAAACAAAUAUGUGAUGGGAGCUCAGUUUUUCAGAGAAAGGUUUCGUUUGCUUCCUGGAUGGGCCCAACUGGUUCUAUUUAGUUCCUCAGUUUUAAAGUAA
Molecule: messenger RNA, 1158 nt
Organism: Cryptosporidium ubiquitum
Lineage: Eukaryota; Apicomplexa; Conoidasida; Eucoccidiorida; Cryptosporidiidae
Product: 8-oxoguanine DNA glycosylase
Exons: 1
Coding region: 1-1158 (385 amino acids)
Biological process (GO): base-excision repair, AP site formation; nucleotide-excision repair
Cellular component (GO): nucleus
Molecular function (GO): damaged DNA binding; 8-oxo-7,8-dihydroguanine DNA N-glycosylase activity
Source: RefSeq, a predicted model, not a curated record